UUCCUUUCUCCUCGGGAGCGCGGCAUUGGAAAGAGAGGCGCCGUGCCCGCGCUUUACGUCUCUGGUUCGUGUACUGACAGCCAGCUGUGCGGUUAGAACGACAACAAUCUCCGGGUUUUGAUCAAUCCAGCCGUCAAACUCGACCCGUAUUGUUUGGGAAGAACACUUUUACUUGACAGAUAUUUUUGUUUUUAUCGUUUAAUUUAUCCGACUACACAGCAUUCCUCAAACAUGAAUCCGUCGUGUGGCAGAUGUGGCACAAUCGUGUACCCCACGGAAAAAGUGAAUUGUCUGGACAAGUACUGGCACAAAGGAUGCUUCAGCUGUGAGAUCUGCAAAAUGACUCUAAACAUGAAGAAUUACAAAGGCUUUGAAAAGAGACCAUACUGCAAUGCACACUACCCCAAGACAAACUUUACCUGUGUGGCCGACACUCCCGAGAACCUCCGCCUCAAACAGCAGAGCAAGAUGCAGAGCCAGGUGCAGUACAAGGAGGAGUUUGAGAAGAACAAAGGGAAAGGUUUCAGUGCUGUGGCCGACACGCCAGAGAUGCAGAGAAUCAAGAAAACACAGGACCAUAUCAGCAACAUUAAGUACCAUGAGGAGUUUGAGAAGAACAGGAUGGGAGGAGAAAUCCCAUCUCCCCAGCCCAACAGCCCCAAUCCAGUGUUCCAGCAGCCCCACCAGCCCCCUGCUGCGUCUAAGAACUACAGCUAUGAGCCAGCAGCGGCUCCUGGACCAGUCCGUCAGGUGGCCGCCGCCCCCCCUCCCAGCUCCGGGAAGCGGUACCAGGCGGUGUAUGACUAUGCUGCAGCCGACGAGGACGAGGUGGGCUUCCUGGAGGGAGAUGUGAUCGUGGACGCGCAGGUGAUCGACGAGGGCUGGAUGUACGGCCGUGUCGAGCGCACUGGCCAGCAGGGCAUGCUGCCUGCUAACUAUGUCGAGGCCAUCUGAUCUGAGAAAGAAGUGUGGAAGGGAGUGAGAGAAGCAAAUGAAAAGCCCAGUGCCAUCUCAUCUUAAUGCCGCUUUCUAUUUCUUUCACUCGUUCCCUGAUCUGUCCUGUAAGACCCCCCCCCGCCUGGUCUGCUCUCCUCCAACGACAGACUCUCUGUGCUGCCGUCUGUCUGUCUGUUUGUCUGCCUGUCUCUGUCCCAAUUCUUCGGUCCACUAAAAAAAAAGCAGUCACAAGUGGAAUUUAAGUCUUACAGAAGUAACAUGCCUCCAUCUUACAGGCUAUAUAUACGUCAGGGGUCAUAGUGUAUCACAACUAUCCUAGCUACAGCACUUCAUUUUCCAGCAAACUAUGAUGCAAAACGAUAUGAACCUCUUUUUUUUUUUUUGUCAAUCAAGUUGCCAUGACAGCAGAGAACUGAGGCCAAUGUGGUCAUGAGAAAAUGAGUUUGGAAUGUGGGUGUGGCAUCUUCAGAAGUUGUUUUUUCUUUUUUCCGUUUUUCGAACUGGUUGAAAUUGGUCUGACUGGAAGCUCAGUGUAGAAUCUUACUAUAUCUGGGCAGUUAGAACUCAGCUUGAAUAUUUGACUUGUGUACAUUCCAUUAUCCAUCAAUACCCCAUUGUUGUCGCAUCAGCCAGUCAGUGAGCAGUCUACAAUAUCAGUCUUACCAGAGAGGUCUUAUAUAUUUAUAUAACUACACGUACGCAUUUAUCAAUAGUACUUAUCUGUUACCUCACCUGUCUUACCCUGUCCUGCACUGCAUUGUGGGUAUUGUUCUGAAACUCAACUGGAAUCCUAUCUAAACUGAAGAGCGCCUCCUGCCUUGCCUUGUACCUCAAGUUCAGGCAUUUGAAGUACAGGAGGGAUCAGGGGCGAGUUAGUUAGGGGAUGUGGUUACAAUCUUCUUACAAUCAUGUCAUUACCUUAGUCAGUGGGUGUGAAGCUAUUCCUCAUUCUUGCUGUCUCCCGCUCGCAGCCUCAUGCCUUCCGACAGUCUUACAGGAAGAUGAGUGACGUGAUGGUUGGAGGGGGUCUGGGGCGGAGAGAGGGGGUAGGAUCAGGCCAGGUCCUGCCCCUAUUCCAAGAGAACCAACAUCCGAGUUUAUCAAUCGUAAGCGCGAAGGCCAAACACAAUUCCCAAAACAAUUCUGUAUUGUCAAUCUUUUCUCUUUUUUUUCAAAUGUUUAUUUUUUUCACUUGUUUUGUUGUUAAACAUUCCAGUCCUUUGUUAUGAGAAGUGUUGAACAGGGGUCAGAAAUCCAGGCUGUGGUAAAUGUUAGUGUUUCUAUUUCCUAUCAUGCUGUUUUUUUCCCCCUUUGCUUUUGUUGGUAUUCUAAGAGGCUUAUUUUAAAAAUGUCAAUGUAUCAAAUACAUUUCGGAAAUAAAACGGCAACUCGAUUUAUGAACCAAUAAGGCACGCUAGUUUUGUCUAGGCGUGUGCAUAUGCUGGGUUAGCAAUCCCACCGAUUUAGAUCCAUGGGGUAAAUCAACCAUCAUGGGUUAUGUAUUUGCCUGAUAAUUCCUCAACCCAAUUUGCCUGUUUUGUUGUGCCAACAUUGGAGAGCAAUGUUCUGGAGUGCCACUGGCUCAUGAAUAUUCACAUGCUCAUUAAUGAGCAGUCGUCAUGGCGCACAGUAACAUUAGGCCCCCGCUCUCUCGCCCGCAUUUAUAGAUAAUCUCUGACAUUCUAUAGGCACACAUUUCCAGAGGACAUUCCCUACCUAUGUAGUGGCACGCCUGUGUUGCACAGAAAACUGAGAAAUGUUUACGCGACAAUGACGUAACUUUCAUAGUCGUAGCUACGAGAUCUGUCUGGAUGUCCUGUCAGGGGCAGGUUCUUCCAGUGCCGCCGGAUCGUUGUACAUUCCGUGUCCUGAGGGACCGUGUGAGGCUGGGAGAGAGGGACGCGGUGAACUCCUCCUCGACAGCUUACUUCUUCCCUUAUCUUUCCCACCCUACUGUUUCUUCCCCUUCUCUCAUGCGCUGUGACUGUCACGGGUGGGGGUUGGGAUUAAAAGUCUUGUUCCGCUUUAUAAAAACAAAGCCGUACUCCCGCCGUGUAGCCUGAUUUGAUGGUGGUGUUGUACAGUUGUUUUGGGUUGUAGGUCAUGGUGCUGGGGAAGGAAGGGGCUUUUGCCUGCGGACUAAAGCUGUAGUGUGGAAUGAUUUUGAUCUAAUGAGGUGAAGGGGCGGUAUAAAGGGUAAACGGUACCCUUUUUAGUACCAGUGUGGUGGGACGUGUUGGACAAUAAGUUAGGUGUUGACCGUUCAUAUCAUUUUGGCUUCAACUUUGUAAUGUGAUGAGUUAUAACAAUGAUGCUUAAAUGAAUUAGAAUGAACACAACGCACACCUCAACCCGACUAGAUAAUCAGAUUGCCAUGCUGAUAAAAAAAAAAGGUAAGUCUAGGCUGGCAUUUAGCAUCUAUGAUCUCUACUUGACAACUGGACAUUUUUAAACUCGUACACUGUAUGAAGGGCAGUUUUGGGGCAGAGCCAUUUGAAGUCUCGCUUUGCUGCAGUAACUGAAGAAAGGGCGAGGAGGAAGAGGUGGUUUGGCUUGACGUGAAUGGGGUGUUGGAGUUUUUAUGAAUUUGGUUGGCCUUGUACAGUAUCUGCAGUCAAUGCCUCUCAAAAUAAAAUUGCCUUGGCUACUUGGAGGCUUUGGUGUGUUUUAUAGAUAGGCUUGGUUUAUUCCCUAUGUUGGCUGCCACAGCUGUUUUUCCUUUGCAGUGAUUUUGUUUUAGUUGCUAGGGGGAUUUCGGAGCGAGGUGAAUGAUGGUGGUAGUUGGAGGGAAAGCAAUCCAAAGUGGCUAAAGACAAGCCAAUUGUGUUUUUGUGCGACUUGAGUGAUAGACCACAGCGGCAAGGUGUAGACAUUAUUAUUGUACCAUGUUAUUGUCUGUAUUGAGCUGGAUGGGGCUAGGAAAGGGAUGCUACAACCUGCGGGGUGUAAGGAAAGACUAGGAAUCCGCCAGGAGACCAAUAUUCUCUUCUGCUUUGGUAUCACUCCUACAACUCUGCAGUAUCAUAUCUCAUAUCAUCACCUUGUUCUCCUCCCCCAAUGUAUGUGGUCAUAUCAGUCCUAUGGCCAAGAGUCCUCCAACCUUCUACCCCAAUUAAAGACUCCUAUGUCCUAUGCUUCUGGUGAAUCAACCAUUCCUUGCUUUUGUAUGAUACUGGUAUAGGAAGUGCAGAUAUAAAUCAACCAACCACAAACACUGACCUAGCAUUCAGACCGAUGUUGUGCAUUCCAUCAAAAAAUUAUUUUGUUUUGAUAGCAUUUUUGUUAUUCAGAAUUUUUUUUUUUUUUACAUGCAUAUAUUGACAUUCUUAAAAGAAAAUCAGACUCCAGUUGAAUUUUAAGGAACUGAUAAAAGCAUCUCAUGUUGCCCUGUUUCAGCACUUCGAAUUGUACUUAAAUAUUCUACAGAUGAAAUAAAAUGUCAUUUUUACUCA
Molecule: messenger RNA, 4409 nt
Organism: Oncorhynchus tshawytscha (Chinook salmon)
Lineage: Eukaryota; Metazoa; Chordata; Actinopteri; Salmoniformes; Salmonidae
Product: LIM and SH3 domain protein 1
Exons: 7
Coding region: 232-954 (240 amino acids)
Cellular component (GO): focal adhesion
Molecular function (GO): actin filament binding
Source: RefSeq, a predicted model, not a curated record